Molecule: messenger RNA, 1230 nt
Organism: Cucurbitaria berberidis CBS 394.84
Lineage: Eukaryota; Fungi; Ascomycota; Dothideomycetes; Pleosporales; Cucurbitariaceae
Product: FAD/NAD(P)-binding domain-containing protein
Exons: 1
Coding region: 1-1230 (409 amino acids)
Molecular function (GO): FAD binding
Source: RefSeq, a predicted model, not a curated record
AUGAACGCCCCAAAGCCCAUCCUCAUCUCCGGCGCCGGCCUCGCCUCGCUGCUGGUUGCGCGCUCGCUCCACCGCUCUGGGAUUCCCUUUCUCGUCUUCGAGCGCGAUGCAAGCAUCAUCUUCCGCGCUCAAGGCUACCGCCUACGUCUCUCGGCACAAGGCCUUGACGCCAUCGAGGCUGUCCUCGGGCCCACGGGCUUCCAGAAAUUCUACGACGCGUGUGGCAAGACAGGAGGCGCGGGGUUCGCUGCGAUUGACCCUUUGACUGGCGAAACGCUAGGCGCGGACGUUCCGUCGGUCUCGAACGAGCCAUUGACGAGCCGGGAUGGCAAAGUUGUGGGUAUAAGUAGGGGAGACAUGCGCCAGCAAUUCAUGGAGGGCCUAGAAGACAAAGUGCGCUGGAACCACCAUGUGAGCGGCUACGAGAGCACAAGCGCAGGCGUGCGAUUGCUAUUCGCAGAUGGCAGUAGGAGCGAGGAAGGGUCCAUGAUUAUUGGCGGCGAAGGCGUCAAGAGCGAGGUUGCGAGACAGCUCAGCGACGGCGCCAUCAAAGUCUACGACCUUGGGUCUCGCGGCAUCCAUGGCCAGGCGCCGACGACAGCCUUCAAGGGGCUGGGCGAGGGCGUGUUCCGCCUGGCCGAUGACACAACUCAACCAAAUGGCGGCAAGGUCUUUCUCAUGACAAACGUGCGUGCAAGCGAUAUGAACAACCCUGAUAUCCACUUUGGCUGGACAAUGGGCGGCUCCCCAGGUGUCAUCAAGGCGCCGAAUGAUAACUUUACCAUCACGGGUCCACCAGCUGCCCGCAUCGCCAAGUCGCUCACCUCACACUGGCACGAGCGCGUCAAGCCGCUCUUUGACAACAUGGUCGAGUCGGAAGCUGCUUUUUGGAAAAUUACAUGCUCGUCCCCCACUGGCGUACCAGAGUGGCCCAACGACCCGCGCGUCACAUUAGUUGGAGACGCUGUGCACGCCAUGACGCCUGCAGGCGGAAACGGUGCGAACACCGCCGUGCAAGACUCAGCUUUGCUUGGACGCUUGCUCGCCGAAGCUUGGAAACGGGGAGAUGGUGAUAGCUGGGCAGGCGUAACAAAAGCAUAUGAGGAUGAGAUGCGCGUGUACGCGAGCGCAGCGGUUAAACAGAGCUACAAUCAAGCUACGGGCCUGUUUGGCGCAUCGAUCGAUCCUGAGACGACAGCGACGGUAAAUGAGUAUGUCGCGCCCAACUAG